AUGGAUAUGACUACCGGUAUCGUCAACGAUUAUGGCAUCGAUGUACGACAGAAUUCGAGUAGCACUAUGGACUCGCCGUCUCCGGAAGGAUAUGGCUGGGUCCACCAGAAGGGUUUGGUUAGUGACUGGAUCGAGGUUUGGGACUAUGUGGGCGGUAUUCGCUUCCGUGGGUUCGUUGCGGAAAAGGCCGGUGAGAAGGCUAUGUUUGUCUUCUUCGAUCAGAAUGUGAUUGGAGGUGACCUCAAAGCUGGGUGA
Molecule: messenger RNA, 255 nt
Organism: Didymosphaeria variabile
Lineage: Eukaryota; Fungi; Ascomycota; Dothideomycetes; Pleosporales; Didymosphaeriaceae
Exons: 2
Coding region: 1-255 (84 amino acids)
Molecular function (GO): ornithine decarboxylase inhibitor activity
Source: RefSeq, a predicted model, not a curated record